AUGCCUAGCCAUACCCCGGACGAGAGAGAGCCUCUCUUGCAAAACGGAAAUGGAAAUGGGCGUCAGGAUGAGAGACAGCUUCUCGAAUUCGGCAAGCAAGAUCACUCCAAUCCAAGAGUCUGGUCGAAAAGCAAGAAAUUAGGAAACACUUUUGUGAUUGCGUCUAUGUCGAUCCUCAGCCCUUUGGCUAGUUCAAUAUUCAGUCCUGGAAUCGAGCAAAUCGCAGACUCACUUCACUCUUCUCAAGAUGGAGUAAUCCUGUGUCAGACUGGCUUCGUUGUGAUGCUCGGUAUCGGACCAUUAGUACUCGCGCCGUUAUCAGAGACUUUCGGCAGAAAGCGCUUAUAUUUGAUCUGCUUCACCAUCUUUACACUGUUGCAAAUACCUACCGCUCUGGCCAAAAGCUUGCCGGUGCUCGUUACCUUGCGCACCAUCGCAGGUUUCUUUGGUAGCGUUGGCAUUGCGAAUGGUGGGGGUACAAUAUCGGACAUGUACGAGCCCUCUGAACGUGCACAGAUCUUUGGAAUCUAUUUACUUGGCCCCCUCCUUGGACCAUCGAUUGGCCCCCUUCUCGGUGCUGUUAUCCUGGCAAACCUGGACUGGCCAUGGAUGUUCUGGUUCCUCUUCAUCAUCUGCUCCAUCGCAGUCUUCGGCGCCUUCUUCUUCCUGCGUGAGACCUACGUUCCCACUAUCCUAGCCAAGCGCAAACAAGAACUCGAGGCUUCCGAAGACGUAAAAUAUUACUACGAAGGCGAGGACAACCGCCCCCUCGGCAUCAAGCUCACCCAGUCUAUCAAGCGACCCCUCUUCAUCCUCUUCACCCAGCCGAUCGUCAUGACAAUGGCCGCCUACCAAGCCCUAAUAUUCGCCAUCACCUACAGCCUGUACACGAAAUUCCAGUCCAUCUGGGGAAGCAUCUACGGCUUCAGCACCCUUCAAGUUGGCCUCACGUACCUGGGUCCCGGCCUCGGAUUCCUCUUCGCGGUAGUGACCAUCGUCCCUCGCAUCGGAGCCAUCUACAACUCUCUCACGAGAAAGCACAACAAUAUCGCCAAACCCGAGUACCGGCUCCCGCUCGCCAACAUCGGGUCCGUCCUUAUCCCCCUCUCCCUCUUCGCAUUUGCCUGGACCACGCAGUACCAUGCCCACUUUGCGUUCCCACUUCUCGCGACCUUCUUCUACGGCAUCGGCCAGGUGGCCGUCUUCAACGCCGUGCAGAACUACUACAUCGACGCGUUUGAGAAGUACGCCGCUAGUGCCAUUGCGGCCGGCUCGCUGUUCCGGAGCGUCGUGGGAGGCGUGGUGCCGGUGUUCACGGGCAGCUUGCUGGAUAAGUAUGGGCUCGGCUGGGGAUUCAGCAUUUUUGGGCUCGUCGGUGUGGCGUUGGCGCCGAGUCCCGUGUUGUUUUAUAUCUAUGGGGAGAGGUUGAGAAAGAGGUUUGCCAUUGAGCUGGAUUAG
Molecule: messenger RNA, 1458 nt
Organism: Drepanopeziza brunnea f. sp. 'multigermtubi' MB_m1
Lineage: Eukaryota; Fungi; Ascomycota; Leotiomycetes; Helotiales; Drepanopezizaceae
Biological process (GO): transmembrane transport
Molecular function (GO): transmembrane transporter activity
Source: RefSeq, a predicted model, not a curated record